Uranotaenia lowii is the source of this 1742-nucleotide messenger RNA. Its product is annotated as methylosome protein 50-like. Lineage: Eukaryota; Metazoa; Arthropoda; Insecta; Diptera; Culicidae. Gene Ontology annotation, cellular component: methylosome. The transcript has 3 exons. Bases 458 to 979 code for a protein of 173 amino acids. The record is from RefSeq and is a predicted model, not a curated record. Gene Ontology annotation, biological process: oocyte axis specification. Gene Ontology annotation, molecular function: protein binding.
AACGAGCAAGCAGACUCCCGCAAAUGGAUUCAAUCCGUGUUUGGAUUUCGUGGUGCAGAAUAAUAAUGGGCUGACUAUUGUUGCCGGUAACGAUUUCCAAGGUCGACGAUGGAAUUCCAAUUUUUACGGUUGGGAAGGAUUGGAUUAUUUACCAGACCAGUCAAAGUCGUGCUUCAAACAGCAGUGCCGAUACAGCAUAACGGGGCUUAAAUUUACAAAGGAUCCAAAUCUGUUCGUUUUAGGCAAUGACAAAGGCUCGGUCGAACUAUGGUCUGCCUUUAAUCCAGCGCGAGGUAACAAUUUUUCGCUUUUCCAAGUGGACGGUCAAGCUGGGCAUGCCGAAGGGGUCUCGGCAAUGGAUAUUUUGGAAGCCGAAGAUAACAAAUUGGUGACCGGUUCCAACGAUGGAUGUCUGACGGUUUGAAACUCGGAAGCUUAUUUGCGGUCUGUGAGCACAAUGCGUGGAGCACACGCAGAUGAAAUCAAGGGUUUGUCAGCCAACCGGAAGGAACGAUCGCUAUUUGUCAGCUGCUCGCUAGACAAAUCUUCCCUUUUGUGGGAUUUGAGAAUUCCACGACCGGCAUCGGCUCUUUUCGAGCAUCAUCGAUAUACAUUUAGCACCAUUUAUUGGACUUCCAAGAAUGAGGCCAACCGUUUGGUUGCACUUGGCGAUGACGCGGGCUAUGUUCACUUCGUGGACACCCGGAAGCCGAAUGUUUUUCAGCGUUCCGAGAAAGUUUUCGGGAAACGAAUUCAUAAAAUUUCCUUCAAAGGGUCCCAGUUUGCAGUUAUUGGUUAUACCAACAAAAUCAAGUUCUACGAUGAAUGCUUCUCGCUACUGUAUGAGUGUUCUCCAGCACCAAACUACAUCCGUGACGUGCUGUGGGAAACGGACUUGUCCCCAGAGUUUGAAUCUAACCAUUCCACAAGUUGUUGGUUAAUCGGCUGGGACACGUUUUUCCAACGAUUGGAAUUUUAGAAGGUUUCCAACGUCGAACAUCAAUCGAUGGAUUUACCCUUGAACGGUAAUGGACAGAUACAUCAUACGUAUGACUCUUCCCUAUUUUUGGUUAUAUGAUUACUGAGACGCUUCUUGCCAUUUCAAGAAAUGGACUAUAUGAAGUUAGCUGAACUUGAUGUUCAUUUGGAGGUACUUUUAAUGAACUAUGAUUACAUUACAAACGAACGACCUGUAAAUUUUCAGAACAAGUAUAAAUCUAUAACAUGAACGCGAUUCGAUCUAACAAACUACAGGUAGAUGAGAUUGGAGCUCAAUUCUUUGGACCCGUGGCCUUUAAUUUUUUAUUAUUGUUGUGAUAGGGCGGCAAAUGAAAAGCGAUGCACUGGUACUGAUAGCAGACUAUAUUUAUAGUUUUGUAGUGCUUCAAUUCUAUGGAAUAAAAGAUGAGUUAUUACAAACAUGGUUCAAAAUGGUUUUAUAGGUUAGAACUUACAAAUCAGUGACCCUAGCUAUUCAGGCCCUAAUACAACUCAGUUCAACCUCGUAUCGAGAGCAAAGAGUCCUGUGGACAAUAUUCUGGGUAAUUUGCGGCGUUAUACAAUAAAAUUAAUUAAAAAUUACCGAUUUGCUACUUUUAGCACUCUGUUCAACAGAGAUGUUCAACCCAAUAUCAGCGCUUUUGCCUGACACUAAAAUACAAAAGUUAAUAACGAGCCACUCCAAACUACAUGUAUACCUACAUGAUCCUACGCUCCUGAUUCCAAAAAUCAACGAUAAUAAA